This is a messenger RNA of Saccharomyces paradoxus, 861 nucleotides long. It is a transcript of the gene YML6, whose product is annotated as mitochondrial 54S ribosomal protein uL4m. The transcript has 2 exons. Lineage: Eukaryota; Fungi; Ascomycota; Saccharomycetes; Saccharomycetales; Saccharomycetaceae. The coding region runs from base 1 to 861 and encodes 286 amino acids. Gene Ontology annotation, molecular function: structural constituent of ribosome. Gene Ontology annotation, biological process: translation. The record is from RefSeq and is a predicted model, not a curated record. Gene Ontology annotation, cellular component: ribosome.
AUGACAAUGAAGAGAAAUUUGGUGAAAACUUUGCAAUCUAUACGCUACCAAGCUACCAAUGCCACCACACAUGCAGAAACCGUGUUGAAUCCUCUGCCAAACGCAGCCAUUCCACCCAAAUAUGCCUUAGUUACCGUUCGUUCGUUUCCAUCUUUAGAACCAUUAACAUUUGUGCCAGUCCCCACAUCGACUGUAGCUGCUCCAUUAAGGCGUGAUAUACUAUGGAAAGCCGUCGUUUAUGAAAAUGAUAAUAGAAGGGUAGGUGCCUCGAAUCCUCCCGGUAGAAGUGAAAACGGGUUUUCUAGACGAAAAUUGAUGCCUCAAAAGGGCUCUGGUAGGGCAAGAGUCGGGGAUGCUAACUCUCCAACAAGACAUAAUGGUGCUAGGGCAUUGGCAAGAACUGCACCAAAUGACUAUACUACAGAGCUACCAUCCAAAGUUUAUUCCAUGGCUUUCAACAAUGCUUUGAGCCACCAAUAUAAAAGCGGUAAGUUAUUUGUUAUUGGUGGUGAUAAAGUCGACUUAAUAUCCCCUACAUCAGGACUAGACUUGAACACGCUGGAUCUUGUAAAUACAAACACAGUUGAGGGCAAAGAGAUAUUUGAAGGCGAAGUCAUCUUCAGAAAAUUCUUGGAAGAAUUUGAACUUGAAGAUAAGAGAUUACUUUUCAUUACCGACAAGACUAGAGAGGGGCUGAUAAAGAGUUCUGAUUCAUACAAACAAAAAGUAGAUGUUAUACAGAAAGAGCUUGUCGAGGUAAAUGACAUACUAAGAGCACAAGCUGUCUUCAUCGAAUUGGAAGCUCUUGAGUACCUAGCAAUGGCUCACCAGAAAGAAACUCUUUUCUCCGUCCCAAACUGA